AUGGCGUUUCCACGGAUUGCCAUUGGCUGUGGCCAUGACAAUGCUGGCUCUUUUGAUUCUAAGGUUUCUGGGAUUGUUGGGCUCAGUCAUGGUUCAGCUUCGCUUGUCCAGCAGAUGGGGCCGGCCACCGGCGGAAAAUUCUCUUACUGUUUGGCACCCAUCGGAAACUCUAACUACUCGAGCUAUCUUAACUUCGGCUCUAAUGCUGUCGUCUCUGGCUCUGGAGCCGUCUCAACUUCGAUUUAUACUAGCGAAGGCGACUACAAAAUUUUCUACAUCCUGAAAAUAAAAGCAAUGAGUGUUGGAAGCAACAAAUUUAAUUUUCCGAGGUCUUCACCAUUUGGAACAAAUGGGAAUAUCAUUAUUGACUCUGGCACGACGCUUACAUUCUUACAACCGGACAUCUUUGCUAGCUUCUCCCAGGCGAUUUCCGAGGUGAUGGACUUGAAGUCUACGACUAGUCCAAUUGAAACCUUGGAGUAUUGCUAUGAGAGCACCACCGACGACUAUAAGGUGCCGCCUGUCACAGCGCACUUUAAAGUUGGCGACGUGAAUCUCAAGCGAGAAAACCUGUUCAUUAGAGUGGCGGACGACGUCGUUUGCUUAGUAUUUGUUGGCAACAACGGGAAAAACAACAUGCAAAUCUAUGGCAAUGUUGCGCACAGACUAACUUCUUGGUUGGCUAUGAUAUCAAAAAAUCGUCUGUUUCUUUCAAGCCAGCAAAUUGUGCUGCCUCGUGAUUAUCAUGUCGUUGUUAUUAUGAUUUUCUAUUGUUUGAACGACUUACGUUCUUCAUUUUAA
Cucurbita pepo subsp. pepo (vegetable marrow) is the source of this 801-nucleotide messenger RNA. The record is from RefSeq and is a predicted model, not a curated record. NCBI's taxonomy places the organism in Eukaryota, Viridiplantae, Streptophyta, Magnoliopsida, Cucurbitales, Cucurbitaceae.